Messenger RNA from Penicillium canescens, 6495 nucleotides. Its product is annotated as ATP-dependent RNA helicase BRR2. NCBI's taxonomy places the organism in Eukaryota, Fungi, Ascomycota, Eurotiomycetes, Eurotiales, Aspergillaceae. Bases 1 to 6495 code for a protein of 2164 amino acids. The record is from RefSeq and is a predicted model, not a curated record. Gene Ontology annotation, molecular function: nucleic acid binding; ATP hydrolysis activity; ATP binding. Gene Ontology annotation, cellular component: nucleus. The transcript is spliced from 4 exons.
AUGGCGGACCAAAAUAUCUCCCAGUAUAAGUACUCGGCGAUGUCCAACCUGGUUCUCCAGGCGGACCGUCGUUUUAUCAGUCGCACCCAUGACGAACCGACUGGAGACCCGGAGUCUCUCGCGGGUCGCAUUGGGAUCCGAGAGAUGGGUGGACGAGUAGCGCGUGACAAUGCGCCCAAAUCAAAGAAGACAGGCCCUACAGACCUCGAGCGAGGUGCCAUUGGUGAGGGUGAAGAUGUGCUUUUACGUGAACAGAAAAAACGCCAACGCGGCCAACCGGCACAAUUACGGGGCCAAGGAAUCCUUUCAGCAGCCGAUGCCUUCGUCGAAGGCCUGAAAUACCGACCUCGGACACCCGCUACACGAGCCACCUACGACCUUAUUCUCACAAUUACCGGAAGCCACCUUGGCGAUGUCCCUCACGAAGUCGUCCGAAGUGCCGCCGAUGCUGUCUUGGAGCUUCUCAAGGAUGAAGAGAUGAAGGAUUUCGAUAAAAAGAAGGAGAUCGACGAUCUUUUGGGAACCUCCAUGAACCCGAAGGAGUUCAACGAGCUCGUGAACGUGGGCAAAAAAAUUACAGACUACGAUGCCCAGGAUGAAGAUGAAGAAAUGGACGGCGGCCUAGACGAAGCGGGUGGCGAACUCGAUGAACGCCAAGGUGUUGCCGUAGUCUUCGACGAAGAAGACGAGGAUGAUGAGCGCACAGGAACUGUGGACGAAAUCCGGGACGAAGACAGUGACGAAGACGAAGCGGAUGAACAAGAUCAGCCAGAAGCCGACGACGUUCCAGCUGCUCAGGAUGCCGAAGAGGGCGAUGAAAUGGUCAUUGAUGGAGGUCUGGGUAAAACGGAUAUGGACGGCGACAAGACUGGAUUAACCGUUUCAGCCCGCGAAAUUGACGCCUACUGGUUGCAGCGCCAGAUCGGUGCUCUCUACACAGAUGCGCACAUCCAACACGAGAAGGCCGGCGAGGCCCUCGAAAUUCUCGGUGCCAAGGACGAAGAUGGAACACCUAGAUCCUUGCGCGACGUUGAAAACGACCUGAUGGAGCUUUUCGACUAUGACCACCCCGACCUGGUUGCGAAGCUGGUCACCAACCGCGACAAAGCCGUUUGGGUUACGCGCUGGAGACGAGUCGCCGAGGACACCGAUGCUCGCAAUCUCGUGGAAAUUGAGAUGGUCGAAGCCGGACAGCGCGCCAUCCUUGACGAAAUUCGCGGCAAAGAAGCUCGCGAUGACCUCGCCGAACGUCCCGAUAAGAAAAUGAAGUUCGACUUGAUGGAUGUUGAUGUUCCUUCAGGCCCCACGCCAGACCAAAAGACCACCGAGGGUGGACAAACUGGCCCUCUUCAGCCCAAGAGAACUAUCAACUUGGAGAAUCUUGUCUUCCAUCAAGGCAACCACCUUAUGACCAACCCUAAUGUCAAGCUUCCCCAAGGCUCAACUAAGCGUACCUUCAAGGGCUACGAAGAAAUUCAUGUGCCACCCCCCAAGGCCAAAAAGGAAGCUGGAGAGAAGAAUAUUCCUACCACAGAGCUGCCUGAAUGGGCUCGUGUUGGGUUUGGAACCUCCAAGGAACUCAACCGGGUGCAGACAAAGUGCUACCCUUCAGCGUUCCACGAUGAUGGCAACAUGCUUGUCUGUGCUCCUACAGGUUCCGGAAAGACCAACGUCGCUAUGCUUACAAUUCUUCGGGAGAUUGGGAAAAACCGCAAUUCCGAAACCGGAGAGAUCAUGCUCGAUGACUUCAAGAUUGUGUACAUCUCUCCGUUGAAGGCUUUGGUACAAGAACAGGUUGGAAACCUCGGCAAGCGUCUUGAGCCUUAUGGUAUCCGUGUGUCUGAGCUUACAGGUGAUCGUCAACUCACCAAGCAACAAAUUGCCGACACCCAGAUCAUUGUCACCACCCCCGAGAAGUUCGACGUUAUCACCAGAAAGGCAUCUGAGACCAGCUACACCAAGCUUGUUCGCCUGGUAAUCAUUGAUGAGAUUCAUCUUCUCCACGAUGAUCGUGGUCCCGUCAUUGAGAGCAUCGUCAGUCGAACCAUUCGCAGAGUCGAGCAGACUGGAGACCCAGUGCGUAUUGUCGGUCUCAGUGCUACUCUCCCCAACUAUCGCGAUGUGGGAAGCUUCCUGCGUGCCGAUCCUGUCAAGGGCAUAUUCCACUUCGAUGGCACAUAUCGUCCUUGCCCUCUUAAGCAGGAGUUCAUUGGUGUCACUGAAAAGAAGGCCAUUAAGCAGUUGAAGACGAUGAACGACAUUUGCUACACCAAGGUUAUGGAGCAGGUCGGACAACGUCGCAACCAAAUGCUGAUUUUCGUGCACUCCCGAAAGGAAACAGCCAAAACAGCCAAGUACAUCAGGGAUAAGGCCCUUGAGAAUGAAACCAUUGGACAGAUCCUGCGCAGUGACGCUGCCAGCCGUGCCAUUCUCUCCGAGGAAGCUGAUUCAGUUGAUGAUGCUGGACUCAAGGACCUCAUGCCGUACGGCUUCGGUAUUCACCAUGCCGGUUUGAGUCUUGCGGAUCGUGAUUCCGUUCAGGCCCUCUUCGCCGAUGGAAGUAUCCAGGUCCUCGUCUGUACCGCGACACUCGCUUGGGGUGUCAACCUUCCCGCUCACACCGUUAUCAUCAAGGGAACUCAGGUCUACUCUCCCGAGAAGGGUAGCUGGGUUGAGUUGAGUCCGCAGGACGUUCUCCAGAUGCUUGGACGUGCUGGUAGACCCCAGUACGAUACAUUCGGUGAGGGUAUCAUUAUCACAUCGCAAUCCGAGAUUCAAUACUAUCUCUCGCUCAUGAACCAGCAACUACCAAUCGAGUCACAGCUGAUGAGCAAGCUGGCUGAUAAUUUGAAUGCCGAGAUUGUGCUUGGUAAUGUUCGUACUCGUGAUGAAGGUGUGGAAUGGCUAGGAUACACCUACCUUUAUGUCCGAAUGCUUCGUUCGCCUGGUCUGUACAGUGUUGGCGCCGACUACCAGAAUGAUGACGCACUGGAACAAAAGCGAGUGGAUCUCAUCCACUCCGCUGCUGCUGUUCUUGAGAAAGCCGGUCUCGUCAAGUAUGAGAAGAAGACCGGACGUCUCCAGUCGACUGAGCUUGGACGUAUCUCCUCUCACUACUACAUUGGUCACAACUCGAUGUUGACCUACGCUCAACACCUACAACCCUCUAUCACGACCAUUGAGCUGUUCCGCAUCUUCGCUCUGAGUGACGAAUUUAAGUACAUCCCCGUUCGCCAGGAUGAGAAGCUUGAGCUUGGAAAGCUCUUGGGCCGUGUACCCGUCCCCGUCAAGGAAACCAUUGACGAACCCCAUGCAAAGAUCAACGUCCUCCUGCAGGCUUACAUCUCCCGACUCAAGCUCGAUGGGCUUGCGCUGAUGGCUGACAUGGUUUACGUGACACAGUCGGCCGGACGUAUCAUUCGGGCCCUCUUCGAGAUAUGCUUGAAGAAGGGCUGGUCAUCUGUUGCUAAGACUGCACUCGAUCUUUGCAAGAUGGCUGAGAAGCGCAUGUGGCCGACCAUGUCCCCCCUUCGUCAAUUCCAGCAUUGCCCAAGAGACGUUCUGCAGAAGGCUGAACGGAUUGAUGUGCCUUGGGGCAGCUAUUUCGACCUGGACCCUCCCCGCAUGGGUGAGCUCCUUGGUAUGCCCAAGGCCGGACGUGUUGUGUGUGACUUGGUUUCCAAGUUCCCUCGACUCGAGGUUCAGGCUCAAGUGCAGCCCAUCACCCGGUCUAUGCUGCGCGUUGAGUUGACCAUUUCGCCCAACUUCGUUUGGGAUGAUGAUGUACACGGCAACGCGCAAGACUUUUGGAUCAUCGUUGAAGAUUGUGACGGAGAAGAGAUCUUGUUCCACGAUCGCUUCUUGCUUCGGGGUGAAUUCGCCAAAUCUGAAAUGAAUGAACAUCUUGUCGAAUUCACUGUUCCAGUCACAGAGCCCAUGCCACCCAACUACUUCAUCUCUCUGGUGUCCGACCGAUGGAUGCAUUCUGAGACCAAAAUUGCCGUGUCCUUCCAGAAGCUUCGUGCACCAGUCAAAGCACUGAAGCGCGACGACUACCAAGCUCUCUAUCCCAACUGGCAGCAUUUCAACAAGAUCCAAUCUCAGGUCUUCAAGUCAGUCUUCGACACUGAUGAUAAUGUCUUCAUUGGUGCUCCUGUAGGAAGUGGCAAGACAGUUUGCGCUGAGUUGGCCCUGCUCCGGCACUGGUCCACCAGGGAGGGCGGUCGUGCAGUCUAUCUCGCUCCCUUCCAAGAGCUGGUCGACCUCCGACUUGCUGAUUGGCAGAAGCGCUUUAGUGCACUUGACGGAGGCAAGACGAUUGUCAAGCUGACAGGCGAAACCACAGCCGACCUGAAACUCCUUGAGCAGGCUGAUCUUGUCCUUGCCACUCCUCCUCAAUGGGAUGUGUUGUCCCGCCAGUGGCAGCGCCGCAAGAACAUCCAGACAGUGCAAUUGUUCAUCCCCGACGAGCUCCACAUGCUCGGCGGCUACGGUGGAUAUGUGUACGAAGUGGUUGUUUCUCGUAUGCACUACAUUGCUCUUCAGACCGAAAACGAGAUGCGCAUUGUUGGUCUCAGUGUGCCUCUUUCUAACGCUCGGGAUAUUGGAGAGUGGAUUGGUGCCAACAAGCACACCAUCUACAACUUCAGCCCGCAUGCCCGUCCUGUGCCUCUCGAGCUUCAUCUCCAGUCCUUCACCAUUCCUCACUUCCCCUCACUUAUGCUCGCCAUGGCUCGUCCGGCCUAUCAAUCGAUCCUGCAGCUUUCGCCCGAUAAGCCUGCUCUGGUUUUCGUCCCUAGCCGUAAGCAGGUUCGUGCGACCGCCAUGGACCUUCUUUCGGCCCGUGUCCAUGAGCAGACCCUUGCCACGUCGCUUUCUCACGGUAUUGGCUACUACCAUGAGGCCCUUACUGCCACCGACAAGCGCAUUGUCUCGCACCUGUUCAGCAUCGGUGCGAUUCAAGUGAUGUUGGCCUCUAGGGACGUGUGUUGGGAAUUAGACAUCACAGCUCAUCUGGUCAUCGUUAUGAAUACUCAAUUCUUUGAUGGCCGUGAGCAUCGCUACAUCGACUACCCCAUCAGCGAAAUUUUGCAGAUGUUUGGCAAAGCAUCUCGUCCAGGCCAGGACAAGCUUGGUCGAGGUGUUCUUAUGGUGCCCGCUGUCAAGCGUGACUACUACAAGAAGUUCCUCAACGAGGCCUUGCCGGUCGAGAGUCAUUUGCAGGUUUACCUGCACGAUGCCUUUGUGACCGAAGCAAGCACAAGGACCAUCUCCUCCACGCAAGAUGCGGUUGAUUGGAUGACAUAUACCUAUUUCUAUCGCCGUCUUCUUGCAAAUCCCAGCUUCUACGGUCUCAGUGAUGUCAGCCACGAGGGUCUCAGCACCUUCCUGUCAGAGCUUGUGGAGAACACAUUGAAGGAGCUGUCUGAAGCCAAGAUUAUCGACCUUGAUGAGGAAGAUGACAGCGUUUCGCCUCUGAAUGCCGCUAUGAUUGGAGCUUACUACAAUAUCUCCUUCAUUACUAUGCAGACCUUCCUGUUGUCUCUUUCAGCCCGCACCAAGCUCAAGGGUAUCUUGGAGAUUGUCACUUCGGCGACCGAGUUCGAAUCGAUUCAGAUGCGGCGUCAUGAGGCUCACAUUCUCCGCCGCGUAUAUGACCGUUGUCCCGUUAAGAUGGCCGAGGUCUCCUUUGACUCGCCGCACUUCAAGGCAUUUGUUCUCCUUCAGGCCCACUUCUCGCGCAUGCAGCUUCCUCUUGAUCUGGCCAAGGAUCAGGAAGACAUUAUCCGCAAGGUUCUCAACCUGCUCAGCGCAUGUGUGGACGUCCUCUCAUCCGAGGGCCAUCUUAACGCCAUGAACGCCAUGGAGUUGUCACAGAUGGUGGUCCAGGCCAUGUGGGACCGGGACAGCCCUCUGAAGCAGAUCCCCCACUUCACACCGGAGGUCAUCAAGGUGGCCAACGAAUACAAGAUCAAUGAUAUCUUUGAAUUCAUGGAGGCCAUGGACCCAUCUGAGAACAAAGACUACGCUACGCUGGUGAAGCGCCUCGGUCUCGACAACAAACAGUUGGCGCAAGCUGCGGCUUUCACCAACGAGAAGUACCCCAACAUUGAGCUUGACUUCCAAGUCGAAGAUCCUGACAGCAUCACUUCGGGCGAGCCCUCGUACCUCAAAGUCAAGAUCGAGCGCGACCUUGAAGAGGAUGAAGAACCCGAUACCACUGUCCACGCACCCUUCUAUCCAAGCCAGAAGAUGGAGAACUGGUGGCUGGUCGUUGGUGACGAGAAGACGAAGAGCCUGCUCGCCAUCAAGCGUGUUACGAUCGGUCGAAAGCUGGAGCUGCGUCUGGAGUAUGUGGUUCCCACACCUGGAGACCAUGAGUUGACCCUCUACCUCAUGAGUGACAGCUACGUCGGCGUGGAUCAGGCACCCACGUUCAACGUGACUGCGGCGGAGGGUAUGGAUGAGGAUGAAAGCGAGGAGGAAGAAGAGUAA